This is a messenger RNA of Strongylocentrotus purpuratus (purple sea urchin), 3961 nucleotides long. RefSeq lists its product as uncharacterized. The record is from RefSeq and is a predicted model, not a curated record. The coding region runs from base 104 to 484 and encodes 126 amino acids. NCBI's taxonomy places the organism in Eukaryota, Metazoa, Echinodermata, Echinoidea, Camarodonta, Strongylocentrotidae. The transcript is spliced from 4 exons.
CCAGGACUACCUCUCGAAAACAGGACUUGGAACCCUGUAUCCUCGGUCAGCCCAUUAUCUUGAUGGCCUGCGGGGGAAGUCCCAAGCUCCCAAGGUUUCUCCUAUGGAUGGUUACUUGUCACAUCUAGCAGUUGUCAACCAGGUCAACACACUCUGCAAACAGCUUCAUCAUGAUGUACAGACCCUGACCAACCACAAGUACAUCGCACAUCAAGUGGCUCUCCUAUAUCAAUCUGUAAAUCAACUUGGCAAUGUAAAGGCUCUCCUGAGCUAUCGCAAUAACAUUGAAGGCAUGUUCAAAAAGCUCAAGGCUGCACUAGAAUUAACAGCUACAGCAGGAGACUCAGUGCCUCAUCUUCCUGAUGAAUACAAGCAAUGGUUACUCGAGCUGACGGUGUCACUACAGGCGGUGAUGGCAUCCUUCAAUCCUUCUUUCAAUCAAGCUCUUCUUCCAGCAGCCGCGUUCCUUCAGCAAACCCUCUGACAGACUGAUGGACAGAAGGAUGAAAGCUAUGGAAACCCUUUAUAAGGAGUUCUUCUCUGUCUUAGAACACUAAACAAAGUGGCUAGGAAUUUUACUCUGAUCCAGUAAACUUCCUCUUCCGGUAGUCCGUUUCCUUCAGAAAAACCUUUAACAGACUGAUGGACAGAAGAAUGAAAACUAUGGAAACCCUUUAUAGGGGAUUUUUCUUUGCCUUAGAACCCUAAACAAAGUGGCUAGGAGUUUAACUAUGAUCCAGAGUCUGAUCCAGUAAACUCCUUUUCCUGGUAGUCCUGUUUCUUCAGAAGAACCUUAACCAGACUGAUGGUUAGAAGAAUGAAAACUAUCAAAAAACCCUUUUUAAGACGUUUGUCUUCAUCUUAGAUCAUUACACAAAGUGGCUAGGAGUUUAACUCUGAUCCAGUAAGCUUCUUCUCCCGGUAGUCCUGUUCCUUCAGCAAAACCUUUGACAGACCGACGGUUAGAAGGAUGAAAACUAUGGAAACCCUUUUUAAGGGGUUCUUCUUUGUCUUAGAACACUAAACAAAGUGGCUAGGAGGUUAACUAUGAUCCAGUAGUCCGGUUCCUUCAGAAAAACCUUUGACAGACUUAAGGAUGAAAACUAUGGAAACCCUUUUAAGGAGUUCUUCUCUGUCUUAGAACAUUAGAACACUAAAGAAAGUGGCUAGGAGUUUAACUAUGAUCCAUUAAACUUCUUCUCCUGGUAGUCGAGUUCCUUCAGAAAAACCUUUGACAGACUCAUAGAUAGAAGGAUGAAAACUAUGGAAAUCCUUUUUAAGGAGUUCUUCUCUGUCUUAGAACACUAAACAAAGUGGCUAGGAGUUUAACUUUGAUCCGGUAAACUCCUCCUCCCGGUAGUCCUGUUCCUUUAGAAAAAUCUGUGCUACGCUAAAGGACAGAACGUUGAGAACUAUGGAAACCCUUUUUAAGGCGUUCUUCUUUGUCUUAGAACACUAAACAAAGUGGCUAGGAGUUUAACUCCGAUCCAGUGAACCUCUUGACGUAGUAGUCCGGUUCCUUCUACAAACACUUAGAUUGAUGGAUAGACAGAUGAAUGAAUACAGCGGGGACCCUCUGUUAUGGAAUUCUUCUUUGAGUCGGAACUUCAGACUGAGCUGCUUGGAGUUAUAAUCCGGUUCAGUCAAGCUCUUCUGGUGGUUGCUGGUUUACCUACAAGAAACUUUCUGGCGGGCUGAUAGGCAGAAGGAUAUAAACAGUGUGAAGUUAUCAUUGACCUUCAUUUAGAACACUAGACUGGCUAGGAGUUUAGCUCUGGUCCGCUCAACCUCUUCUGGUCGGGGGUCCUUCAACUAUCCCUCCGUCAGUCCAAUAGACAGAAGGGUGAACACAAUGAAAACCCUCUGUUAUGGAAUUCAUCUUUGACCUGAUACACUGGACAAAGUGGCUGGGAGUUAUAAUCUGAUUCAACCAAGUUCUCCUUCUGGAGGUGGGUUUACCUACAAGAAACCCUCUGAUAGACUUAUUGACAAAAGGAUCAAAACAUUGGAAACCCUCUUUUGGAUAGUAGUUUUAACAAAGUGGUUUAAUCCUUGAGACAACUAAUUUUCUGACAGUUGGGUUCCUUCAAAAAGACAGACAGAUCAAUAGAAAAAAGAUAUAGAUAAAUGAACACUAUCUACACCUUCUUAUGAAAUUUCUUUGCAACACUUGAACAUAAAGUUUUAAAGCUUUUCAAAGUGGUUUGGAGAUAAGCCCUUCACCGUUGUUCAAUCAACCUAUUUUUUUCUGCAACAAGACAGAUGGACAGACAGACAGACAAUUGUGCCAGCUGGAUGAACACCAAGAAAACCCAGCCAAAAAAUCAUUCUUGGAACACUUGGAUUACUUGUCAGAGUGGUUUAGUGGUUAACCUUUUACUGUCAUCCAAUCAAACUAUGCUGGGUUUUCUCUCUCUCUCUCUCUCUCUCAUACACACACACACACUCUCUCUUUGUGGCUAUGACUAUAACCCUGAAUAGGACAAAAUAUUGUAUAUAUUUGAGAGUACAUUCUAUCAAAGAUAGUUUGAUGUACCAGAUAUGCAAAAUGUGAGGCUUAGUGUAAUCAUAUUUCAGUCUUUCUGCAUUAUUACUGUAUGCCAUAAAUGUGUAGGGGAUCUCUUCAUGUACUUUUCCCUUUCUUUUAAAGUUGAGGUAUUUUGAUUCAUUUCAUCCGUUGCCUUCGCCUAAUUGUAACCACUAUCUAUAAUUGGUAACUGGCAUACCAUAUUUAAAGUAAAUUUAAUGCAUCAUCAAAUAAUAUCUCAAGUUCAUUCUCUACGUAAUCAUAUAAUGUUUCAUGCAAGGUGCUGUGGUGAUCAUAUUGUUUUAUAAUAAUAAUUAUACUGUGCUUUCCUUCAGAAAAUCAGAUUGUACUGGCAAAUACCCCUUAAAAAAAGCCACUGUAACAAAAUGCCUUAGUACCAAAGAUGUUGUUCUUAACCAAAGUGUUAUGUUCUGUAACUUGUCUGCAUUUAUUACAAUUUUCCUGUAUUACAAAGUGUUUUGUAUGGUAAUGUUGUAAACAAGAAAUGGAAGUAUAUAGGUAGGCAUCAAGUUUCUUUAUUUGCCUCCAAGAAUGUAAAGAUAGCCCCAUAAAUUGCUUAUGGCAUUUUGAUGUGAUGCAUGAACAUGAUAGAUAUUAAAUGAUGAAAUCUAAAUGUUAUACUGUAAGUAUACCUGCAUGUAUAGGUAUGUUGAGCCAUGGUUUAUGAACUUUGUUACAAUGGAUUUUGCCCCAAAAUGUGUAUUUUAAGCAUGUCGUCAGCAUAGAUUGCAUCACACCUAUCUUUUGUAUGUACUUUGCAUGGAUUUACAAAACAUAUUAUAAAAAAUAAUUCUUGCGUUGUUAUUUUGCCCGUCCAUAUUCAGAGGUGAACAAAAUGCAUACAAGUAGACUACCGUUAGAAAGCAGGUUCUCCAACUUGUAGAGAGUUAGAGUAAAUUGUAAUGAUUAGGAAGAAGAAAUGGUUGUCGGAUAAUAUCUUGAAAUGUCUGCCUUCAAGAAAAUUAGGAAUUUCCUGAGGACCAUUCUAAACAUUUUCCCCUGAUAAUGUAACAAAACUUUCCAGUUUAAAAAAAAAAUGUAUGAUGUGAUAAAGGUCACAAAGGGCCACUUUUCGAGGACAGUUGCCCUUCAACACAGCAUGAUACUAGGGAUGCUCUAGAUUUUCUGGUAACAAUUUGUAUUAUAUUAUUUUGGGCUUAAAAGUAUAUUGAUGCAACAUGAACAAAUUGUGGUCACAAGUCUCUGAACAUUAUCCAAAACUGUUAACAUGAAAAUAUUUUAUGUAAUGUCGAAGAAUUAUUUGAUCUCUCCUUAAGAUUUAUUAAUAUUUUGAUGUGUUUUAUUUCACCUUGACAGAUAUGCUCACUCACUGUAGAAUGCUAUGCAAUUUAAUUCUUUGAUGUUCAAAAAAAGAAUAAGCCACUUGGCAUUACUUAAACAAGUGAAUGAAAA